This is a messenger RNA of Rosa chinensis, 510 nucleotides long. RefSeq names its product glucose-6-phosphate 1-dehydrogenase, chloroplastic-like. The transcript is spliced from 4 exons. Gene Ontology annotation, molecular function: NADP binding; glucose-6-phosphate dehydrogenase activity. The record is from RefSeq and is a predicted model, not a curated record. Gene Ontology annotation, biological process: pentose-phosphate shunt, oxidative branch; glucose metabolic process. The coding region runs from base 16 to 510 and encodes 164 amino acids. NCBI's taxonomy places the organism in Eukaryota, Viridiplantae, Streptophyta, Magnoliopsida, Rosales, Rosaceae. Gene Ontology annotation, cellular component: chloroplast stroma.
GUCUUAUUUGGAUUUAUGUUGGUUGUGUGGGCAGUGGCUCCAGCAGUGAAGCCUGUUGAGAAUGAAACUGCUUUCAAGAAAUUGAAAGACAGGUUGCUGUCAGCUACGUCUGGGUCUGUGGAGGAAAGUAAAGACGCAAGUGGGUUUAGUUUUGAAGAAUCUGAGUCUACUGUGAGUAUUACUGUGGUUGGAGCAUCUGGGGACCUUGCAAAGAAGAAGAUAUUCCCGGCUCUUUUCGCACUUUAUUAUGAGGGUUGCCUCCCUAAACACUUUACUAUUUGUGGUUAUGCUCGGAGUAAGAUGACUGAUGCAGAGCUUAGAACCAUGGUUAGCAAGACGCUUACUUGCAGAAUUGACCAGAGGGAGAACUGUGGCGAAAAGAUGGACCAAUUUCUUGAAAGAUGUUUCUACUACUCUGGUCAGUAUGAUUCACAGGAUCACUUUGCACAGCUGGACAAGAAACUAAAGGAACAUGAGGCUGGAAGAAUUCCUAACCGCCUGUUCUAUUAA